AUGGUUCUGGUAGCAUUCACCUUUUGUAGUAGAACUGGUGGCAAUGGGUUGUCAGACGGUGUGAUCAGGAGGGUCAACAGGAAUUAUGGAUCCAUGAGUGACAAUGUGGAUAAAAUAGUUUUUGGUAGUCAAGGUUUCUUCGGAAGUCACUGGGAGCGACUGAGAGGGUGUUCUUUAGUUCAACAACCGGGUGGGGGUCCGGUAUUUCAAAUAAGGGCAGAUCAGUUGGGACCAGGGUGGCCUCGAUUCAUCCAGAAAGCGGAUAAGGGACAACAUGAUGUUCAGAUAGAAGUGCUCAUCGAAACUAUUUUUAUGGAGCAACCUCCGGGGUUUAUUGAUCCAAAAUUCCCUGAUCACGUGUUUCAUCUCAAGAAAGCUUUAUAUGGCCUUAAACACGCUCCAUGCGAUUGUCGUGCUGACACUUCGCUAUUUGUUCUUCACACAGGUGUCUGUGCACUUUAUCUACUGGUUUAUGUUGAUGAUUUAAUUCUUACAAGGAAUAACCCAACUUCUAUAAGGAACUUUAUUACUCGCCUUCAUCAAGAAUUCAUAAUCAAAGAUCUUGGUCCACUUAGUUAUUUUUGGGGCCUUGAUGUUGUUUACAAUAUCGAUGGUCUUUUUCUCAGUCAAGCCAAGUAUGCCCAUGAUGUGCUAGUUCGAGCCGGUCUUUUGAGCUCUAAACCAGUUGCUACUCCACUUUCUAAUACUGAUUAUCUCACUACUGCUGGAACUCCAUUUAAUGAUCCAACCACUUGUCGCUCUGUGGUUGGUGGUCUUCAAUAUCUUACUAUUACACGACCAGACCUAUCUUAUGUAAUUAAUCAAGUUAGUCAAUUUUUGCACACUCCAACUUUAGAUCAUUUUCAAGCCGUCAAGUGCAUUCUCCGGUAUGUAAAAGGCACUAUCUCGUACAGUCUAACCUAUGACUAUUUGAUCUUUCUUGGAGGAAAUCUUGUUUCAUGGUGUGCAAAGAAACAACAUGUGUCCCGAUCCAGCUGUGAAUCAGAGUAUCGUGUCAUGGCUAAUACAAUUGCAUAA
Molecule: messenger RNA, 1038 nt
Organism: Lactuca sativa (garden lettuce)
Lineage: Eukaryota; Viridiplantae; Streptophyta; Magnoliopsida; Asterales; Asteraceae
Source: RefSeq, a predicted model, not a curated record